Molecule: messenger RNA, 2475 nt
Organism: Protobothrops mucrosquamatus (brown spotted pit viper)
Lineage: Eukaryota; Metazoa; Chordata; Lepidosauria; Squamata; Viperidae
Product: kinesin-like protein KIF26B
Exons: 3
Coding region: 1-2475 (824 amino acids)
Biological process (GO): microtubule-based movement
Molecular function (GO): microtubule binding; ATP binding; microtubule motor activity
Source: RefSeq, a predicted model, not a curated record
AUGUUGCUCCGAGAGUCCCUUGGGAACAUGAACUGCCGUACCACCAUGAUAGCUCACAUUUCAGCAGCUGCAGGAAACUAUGCUGAAACCCUUUCUACUAUCCAGAUUGCAUCCAGGGUUUUAAGAAUGAAGAAAAAGAAAACUAAGUAUACAUCAAGCUCUUCUGGAGGAGAAAGCUCUUGUGAAGAAGGGAGAAUGAGGAGACCAACCCAGCUUAGACCUUUCCAUUCGCGGAAUGUGGUUGAUCCAGACUUCCCAAUUCUUCAUUUGUCAAGUGAUCCAGAUUAUUCUUCCAGCAGUGAACAGUCAUGUGACACUGUCAUUUAUGUUGGUCCUAAUGGAACAGCUCUUUCUGACAAGGAGCUGACUGAUAAUGAAGGCCCUCCUGAUUUUGUCCCUAUAGUUCCUGCUCUUCAGAAAGCUAAAAAUGAAGGCAAGUUGGAAGAAAUGAAUGAGACAGCCCCUGAAAGAGAUUGCUUGAAGUGCAAUACAUUUGCAGAACUCCAAGAGAGAUUAGACUGCAUUGAUGGCAGUGAAGAGACAGACGGAUUUCUUUUUGAAGAACUACCAGUUCAGUUUAACUCAGACCCAGUGACUAAAUGUUCUUUAUCAGGCCAAGAGACAGAGCACUGUAGUGCAUCAGAUCCAAGCAGGGAAGAUGACUUGGUGGUCUGCCAGGAAGCUGAUAAAGAUGCCAAGGAAAACUUAAAUGCUACCGCCAGCCAAAUCCAGGGAGGUCACUCCCCUGUUCACAGUAGGAUGCUUAAUGAGAUUUCCACUCCUCAGGCCCAUUGGAAUGUGACAGGUAGUCCUAGUAGUCAGAUUAACAGUUCUCAACAACCUCACUGCACAGACCUGCAAAGCAGUCGAGAAAGUCUUAAUAGCGGUGGCUUCCUAGAAAAUAAGCCACGGCCAAUGGGAUCACCGCGGCUUGGUAUUGCAAGCCUUUCAAAGGCCUCCGAUUACAAACCACCAGCUUCUCCUUCUCAGAGGUGCAAAGUUUAUACUCAGAAAGGGGUAUUGCCAAACCCAGCCCCUCCACCAUCAUCAUUAAGCAAAGAUUCGGGUAUGGUAUCCAGUGAAUCCCUAAUGCAAUCCGAGAUCCGCACCCCUCCCAUUGGCAUGAGUCCUCAAAUCUUGAAAAAGUCACUUUCUUCUGGCAACAUCGAUUACACAGAGGUGAUUGAAAAAGCAGAGCAGCAACAAGAAUCCCUAUCUCCAGAGUCAAAGCAGGAGAUUUUGAGCACAACUAUGGUCACCGUGCAGCAGCCCUUAGAACUUAAUGGGGAGGAUGAGCUGGUGUUUACCCUAGUUGAAGAGCUGACCAUUAGUGGAGUUUUGGAAAAUGGGCGGCCAACAAGUAUCAUCAGUUUUAACAGUGAUUGUUCUGUACAAGCGUUGGCUUCCGGGUCUAGACCGGUUAGCAUUAUCAGCAGUAUUAGUGAAGAUCUCGAGUGCUACUCUAGCACAGCUCCUAUUUCUGAAGUAAGCAUUACCCAGUUCCUGCCCCUUCCAAAAAUGGGGCUGGUGGACAAAGCUGAAGAAGCUGAAAGUAGACGUUCCUCUAUUAGCUCAUGGCUGAGUGAAAUGAGUACUGGAAGUGAUGGUGAACAGUCAUGCCACAGUUUCAUAGCACAGGCAUGCUAUGGUCAUGGAGAAGCAAUGGCAGAAGCUCCUCCUUCUGAACUUGCAAAAGCAGUUUGCAUAAAUGACAAGCAAAACCGUUGUACUGAGGAUAUGUUUGUGUCACCCGAAGGGGUUGACAGAAAUACUAAUAAAUUAUCUCCCAUCAGAAGCUGUAAAAUAUCAGCCCUGGAAAAGACUACCGUCACAAUAUCAAACACUACAAGUGUAAGCAGUUGCGAAGGGUUCAUUCCAAUGAAGACUAACAUUACAGUAUUCCCACGUAUUUCUGUCAAUUCUUUUAAGGCCCAAGAAGGUCAUGAGGCCAUAUCAUCAGUAUCAUCAUCAGCCAGAACUCCCUAUCUUCAUGAGGGAAAAGAAUUCAAUGCAAGAAAAGAUCUAAAAUUUGAUGAUCCUUGGCUAAAGAGGGAAGAUUGUGCAAAAAAUGAACAUGGUCUCAAGGCUGAAACAGUACCUGAGCAAAAUAAGAAACAAAAUUCUGCCGACAGGUUCAGUAGCAGCAGUGGAGAGAUUUCAAGUUCACCAGGAACUGAAAACCCAAGAAGGGCGAUAGAUGAAUGUGAAGCGGGACUGCCAGGUUCUGCAACCCACAGCCCCCUUCAUUCUACUGAAAGUUUGAAAAAUGGCAGCCUUAGCAGAGGAUUCCAGAAGAACAACAAGUUGGAGGAACUGGACGUCGUUUCCUAUCAUUACGUAGAGGAGGGUGGUGGCAUGAGCUCUUCUGUGUCAUCCCAAACAUCGAAAGCUAGCUUGGAAAGAAAGGUAGCUUCUCCCAAGCACGGUGUUCUAACCCGCCCCAAAGGAACACCACCAUUACCUCCUCUUUCCUGA